GUUGAACUUUGAGUGUCGUAACUUCACAGAUGUUGUUUAUGAUCAAACAGCAACAUUACACACUAACUAAAGUCAAAAAAGUUAAAUCAUAAUCAACCACCCCUUCAAGCAUAAAAUUGACAAAACUCUUUGAUUUCUCUGAAAUCAACACGUAAAUUCUUCUGACGUUUUGCUUCUCAAGUGGAAAUGUCUUGUUUUAAGGAUGAAUAGAUGAAUGUGUAGGAAAACGAGACAAAAACACUAAGAACAUGAUGUUUUGGAGGGUGGAGCUCGUCAUGAGUGAGACAUAAAUGAAAGUCUGCUAAUUGACACCAGUUGUGCUGCUGGAGCCGUUUGAGAGGAACCUCAUGUUCAGUUACACACACACACACACACACACACACACACACACACACACACACACAUGUGCCCCUGUUGUGGAACGAAGGUUUGACUGAUAAUGUGAUGAAAGUCAUGAGAAAGUCCCUCACUAUCAAACUCUUCUGGAGAAUUUUUAGCUGAUGAAGAAAAUCCAGACGCUGUGGAAAGAAACUGGCAAUUCAGAUCGAAAAAGUCGGAAGCAAAACCUAAGCGGAAAUUGAGUUUAAUGUGAUGGAAAACUGACACGCCAUCACUGAAUUAUCACUGACACGCGUCGACUGUCAUUAUAAGACUUUGAACAGACGCUGAAAUUCAGUCGAUUCAAGUCAUUUCAGUACAGACUGAUUCAAAGCAGCAAUAAACUGAAUGAAUGACGCAAACUUCAUCAGAUAUUAGACGAAUUCAGCUGUAAAGCAGCUCUAAAAAGUCAUUAUCUGAUAGUCAAAUCAAUAAUAUCACUAAAUAUUAACUGCCUUUUGGGGGAACUCCAGUUUUACGGUUUGUGUGUUUCAGUUCAUGUGUGAUUUAUCUCUUUUCUGGUCUGUUUUCUUUCUCUUUCCAGGAACAUUUAGUGUUUCUCCAGGGAGCAGGUAACGGGAAAAGCUAAAAACCUGGAGCGGAUGUUCCUGAAAUUGAACUCCAAAGUAAAACUCCAGUAAAACCCGAGAGGAGAGGCUGCUGACUGCAGAGCGAAUGGGCGGAGCUUAAGGACCUCCAGCGAGGAGGAGCCAAUGUAAUUUAUGGGUUGAGAUAAUAUCCAACCACACCAUAACUCCACCCACAACUCUAUCCCUCCACCUAUUAGACAUCCAGAGAGGUGGAGCUGGAGUUGGCUCUGCAGUGAGUACCACUUGGACCAGAGCGCCAUCUACAGUUACAAUGAGAGGGUUCGAGAGUCCGCGACUGAACAAAACUCUGAGAGGAUUUGAGCGGUAAGAUGAUUCUAACGUAAACGCCUCUGAUUGGCCAUUGCGUUUUAAAGAUCAACGGACAUGUCUGUGAUUGGCUACACUCUCCUCGCUGCAAAAGUAGAAACAUUUGACGCUUUCCAGACUUUUCUGCAGGAUAUAAAGUAAAUGAUGUCCGGCUGCAGGAAGUUCUCUUUAAUUAGGAAGUAUAGAAGACGAUUUUCACCACAUAUGAAAAAUCGCGCUUUUGUAAAUCAUUAUUAUGACUUAAAAAGUAGUAACGAUGAUAUUACUAAGUCAUUAAAAGUCGAAAUAAUGACUUAAAAAGGUUUUUUUUAAUUGCAAAAUUUGAACAUACAUACAGGAUCAGGGAAAUAAAGUGUGGUACAUUAUAUAGCCUAACGUUACAUUAAAAGAACGGAAAAAAAUAUCCUGAAUUUUCAUACAUGAAAUAAUAAAGAAAAGCACAAUAAUUAGGUUAAAUCACAUCUUUAAAUAAAUCAUCAUAAUGCAUCAAAAAUUUUGCGCUUUUUUGUUAUUUAUAAGUCUGAGGGAUAAAAUAAAGGAGUUAAAUUCAGCAAGAAAAAGAGGAAAGCUUAGGAGAUUUAAGCCACGAAUGAAGAAUUUUGCAUACAAGAUAAAAAAAAUUCUGAAUUUCUUUAACCUAAUGACUUAAAAAGUCGAAAGUAUGUCAUAAUAAUCAUGACAUCUCAUAAUUUUGACAUUUUAUAUCAUAAUUUUGACAUUUUAAUGUUAUGACUUUUGUCAUUAUGAAUUAAGACUUUUUAUCUGAUAAUUAUGAAUUGAUCAUUUUGAUUUUUCUUAUUAGCAUCAAAUUUCUGUGGUAAAAUUGCAGAACAGGAACACAACAACGUCAUGUUUUUAAUUCACUUUUUAUGUGACAUUUUAAUGUCUAGAAGCUUUAAUCAUCAGAAUAUCGCUGUCGAAAACACAGUCGGAUCAUUUCCUGCUUUAGAGUGGCAUUUGUUUGUUUUAUGAUGUGAAUAUCUCAACCAACCUGGACUGAUAAUGAAACUGAAGAUUUCAUGAAGAUAAAGAAACACCUGCUCAUGUGUUAUAAAUGACCUCGAAACAGGCCUGUUUUACAAAAGUCCACAUUAUAACAGUUAUAGAUGAUGAUUAUGAAUUCUACAAUAAACUAUCAAAACUUGACCAUAAACAGCUGACGGUUUUAUCUGACAUCAGAAUGCGGCAGCACUUGUUUACAGUGAGGCACUACUAGAGAACAGGGAAGGGAAGUUGGUUUAAUGGGAAUAGGAAGACGUCAGUUUCCUUUAUGUAGAUGAGCUGCUUAAGCUCCGCCCCCACAGGUAUAAAUAUGUGUGACAGGUGAAGCUGCGCUCAGACUUCAUGCUGAUCUGACUGAAGAAACUCACCAAGCUUCAUUCAUUCAGUCGUCUCAGAAUGGGCUUCGGCAGUAACGGCGAGCUGAUAGACAGCAGGUCAAAGGUCGGCUUCUGCUCGGGCUCGUGUCACGCCGAACACAUCCUGCAGGUGCUGAACGCCUACAGACGCAGCGGCACCUUCACGGACGUGGUGCUGCAGGUGGACGGCUGCGAGUUCCCGUGUCACCGCGCCUCGCUCUGCGCCAGCAGCCAGUACUUCCGCUCCAUGUUCAGCAGCCGCUUCCAGGAGAGCCGGCAGACGGUGAUCAAGCUGCAGGGGAUCUCCGGGAAGGCCAUGGAUCAGCUGCUGGACUUCAUGUACGAGGGCCGGCUGAAGCUGGACGAGGAGAACGUGGAGAGCCUCUUCCAGGCCGCCGACCUUCUGGAAGUGUCCGUGCUUUCCAGAGCGUGCGUGCAGUUCCUGCAGGAGCGCGUCUGCCACUCCAACUGCCUCGGCCUCAUGGACUUCGCCAGCUCGUACUUCCUGCAGCCGCUGCAGGAGCAGUGCCAGACGCUGCUGUACCGCGACUUCCAGCAGGUGCUGCAGCACGACGAGUUCCUCGGCCUGCAGAAGGAGCGGGUGCUGGAGCUGCUGGCCUGCGAGCGGCUGCAGGUGAGCGAGGAGGUUCUGGUGACGGCCGUGCUCCGCUGGGUCCAGCACCGGCCGGCCGAGAGGAAAGCGGCUCUGCGGGAGCUGCUGGAGAAGCUGCGUCUCCCUCUGCUGGAUCCGGCGUUCUUCGCCGGCACGCUGGAGGCCGACGAGCUGGUGCUGGACUGCAGGGAGAUCAGGCCGCUGCUGCAGGAGGCGCGCGUGUAUCACGCGUACGGACGAGAGGUGCAGUCGGAGCGCACCAGACCCCGCCGGAGCUCUGGCUGGGCCGAGAUGAUCUUCGUGAUCGGAGGCUGUGAUAAGAACGGUUUCCCCAGACUGUCCUUCAUGGAGAAGUUGAGUCUGGCAUCAGGAGAAUGGCUCCAAGCCAACGUUCUGCCCGGAUACUCCAAAUCUGAGUUUGCAGCCUGUGAACUUCAGAACGACAUUUAUUUAUCAGGCGGGCAGCUGAACAGCGCAGACGUGUGGCGCUACAUGACGCAGCUCAAUCAGUGGGUCCGUGUCCGCGGGCUGAACAAAGGCAGAUGGAGGCAUAAGAUGGUGUCCAUGUGUGGGAAGCUGUACGUGAUCGGCGGGUAUAACGGCCGUGAGCGUCUGUCCAGCGUGGAGUGUUACAGUCCGCAUGAGAACACCUGGACGAGCGUCUCCGACCUGCUGAUGCCCGUGAGUUCUGCCGCUCUGAGCAGCUGCGCCGGGAAACUCUACGUCAUCGGAGGAGCCGUGAGCGAACACGCCAACACGAACCAGGUGCAGUGUUAUGACCCGGUGAUGAACAGAUGGUCGUAUGUGGCGAACUGUCCGUUCUCUCAGCGCUCCAUCAACGCCGUCACACUCAACGGAUGCAUCUACGUGACCGGAGGAUUGCUGGAUCAGAUCUUCUGUUACUCGCCCAAGAAAGACUGCUGGAGUUCAGCUGCGGCGCUGCCCAUCAAACUGGAGGGCUGCGGACUGACCGCGUGCGACGGGAAGGUUUAUGUCGUCGGUGGUCGGAACGAGUCUUCCGCUGCCGUCGAUCAGAUCUGGGCGUUUGAUCCAGUGAGCGGCAGACUGACGGAGGAGAAGCCGCUGUCGCGCUGCCUGAGUUAUCACGGCUGUGUGACCGUUCUGCAGCGACUCUGACGAACACACGCUCUUCAUGGACUAUAACUGAGGCAUCUAGUUCAACUAGAUCAUGACAUGAUCCGAUCCACUGCGCUCGACUGGCAAUCAUGAAAAUCUCUGGAACGCACAUGAAUUUAACAGUCAUAUUGUUGGUUAUAAACUGUAAUCUGAUGAAAUGUUGGUGGAAUCGCAAGCAAAAAACAACACUGUUAUCAGGUUCUGGUUUGUGUCGCUCACUGCUGGAAAUCCCAAUGUGAAAUUGAAAAACUGUGAAUGUUUUUAACCUCUUUGUGUUUGUAAAGUUAUACGUGUUUAAAUAAAGUAUGUAUCAUUUUA
Molecule: messenger RNA, 4721 nt
Organism: Megalobrama amblycephala (Wuchang bream)
Lineage: Eukaryota; Metazoa; Chordata; Actinopteri; Cypriniformes; Xenocyprididae
Gene: klhl35
Product: kelch-like family member 35
Exons: 9
Coding region: 2694-4403 (569 amino acids)
Molecular function (GO): protein binding
Source: RefSeq, a predicted model, not a curated record